Molecule: messenger RNA, 4562 nt
Organism: Pygocentrus nattereri (red-bellied piranha)
Lineage: Eukaryota; Metazoa; Chordata; Actinopteri; Characiformes; Serrasalmidae
Gene: evi2b
Product: protein EVI2B
Exons: 2
Coding region: 193-2139 (648 amino acids)
Source: RefSeq, a predicted model, not a curated record
AGUUCCGUAUUCAAGAUCACUGCUGCUCCCUCGAUCACAGCCUUCAUAAGGGGCUCUGCGUCUGAACAUAUAAAUGUUUUAAUCUUAUUGAAACUGAGAUUUAGAUAACUGCACAGAAGAAUGUCUGGAUUUUAUUAGAAAACUACAGUAAUACUGUUUUCAGGAGACACCACCUAUGAGGAGUACAUCACGAUGACCGUUCUCUGUGUGUGUGUGCUAGUCCUGCUCCUUCCAUGGAAACUAAAUGGUACUCUAACCCUCAACCCAAGUGUCUCCACACAGCAUGAAGUUAUUUCUGAAGGUCAUGGGCCUUCCACAAGAGGGCAUGAAUCUACAGUUAUGUCCACAAGAGAUCAUGCUCAGAUUACCCAAGAGCUCAGAUCUGAAGAUGGUGCUCCUUCUUCAAAAUGGCCCUCAACAAUCUUACAGGAUCACCAUAUUACAGGUGAAAGUCAUACAGAGCACAAAAUAACUGAGACGCAAAUCAUCACAGAAGAAAAGAAGUCAACUUCACAUUUGUCUUCCUUGGGACAGCUGACUAAACGGAGCUCUGAUUACACCAGCCUGCAUGAAGAUCAUGGGCCUUCCACAAGAGGUCAAGAACCAACAGUGAUAUCCACAAGAAAUCAUGAUGAGGACACCACAGGGCUGAGACCUGAAGAUAGUGUGUUGUCUUCAAAAAUGCACUCUCAAAUUACCCAGGACCAACAAAUUACUGGUAUGAGUCACACUGAGAAUAAAACCACAGAGGUGCAAAUCACCGUGGGAGAAAGUGAGUCACCUUCAGAUUUCUCCUCCAGCGCCAGCUCAAAAGGGCACACAAAAAGAAGCUUGGACUACUCUCAAAACAGCCAAACCACAAGUACGCCAACCGAACAGACUACUUUAAUGUCGCAGACAAACAUUACCACUGGAGAUCAGCAUCAAACAUCACAUAUAUUCAAAUCCACUAACAAGACUGGUGUGACAGAUAAUCAACUACAAGAAAUUUCGAGAUCUACAGUUAAGAUCUUCAACCUAGAGACCAAUCACACAAAUUUCCAAACUAGUGAAGUUAUUACAUAUGAACCUCGGAAAGUAUCAGCAGUUCCUCAGACAAACAUGACUACAAAAUGGUCCAAGCAAACCCAAGGAACUGAAGGAACCAAGGCAUCCCCAAGUCACCUAGUACCAUAUACAACCAACACAAGUACUAAUUUGAUGACUACAAGCAACAAAACAAAUCCCACUGCUCCUGCAGUCAGUACUUCCACAAUGGAAGUCAUCACCACAAAAAACCAAUCCAUGAUUAUAGCAGGCUCUUCCACUGGUCUCAUUUCAACUGUUAACACAAAGACUGUCACCACUGCCACAGCCACCAUGGAUAUGAAAACAGACAAAACCAAUACAAGAGGUAUGACUACCUCCACGACUACAUUUACGACAUUCACCACUCGAUUGGGCAAAAAACAAACUGCUAAAAAAAACAAGCCGGAGACUUCAAAUAAUUCACAGCAAGGAAAAGAAAAACAAAAUAAAAACAAUGCAGGUCCCAUAGUAGCAGCUCUGAUUGGAAGUGUGCUGGUUCUUAUGCUCAUUGCAAUCGUGGUAAUCUUAGCAAAAAGACAUCGGAUGCAUAAAAAGAAGCUGGAGAACCCCGAUUGGGCUGGUCCCUCACCGUUCCUCGAAGGUGAUACCCAGCACGGCAAUGGUGAAGACGGACCGUUCCAAAGACGCGACACCAAAAGGAUCUCACUCCAUUCGUUUUUUCCCCAAAGGCUCUCCCAACGGCUUUCGUUGCUGGUAGAAGAAGAGGUCCAAAUGAACGAAAUUGCAGUAAGUAGCACAUUUGGCAAGAAUGAGCAACCACAGAAUGGAAAACCAGCAGAAGAACAGGAGCAGAUCCAGACACAAAAAACAGCCAAUCAAGUUCCAGCUCCUGAGGCAUCUGCAGACUCAACAGUCACCGAGAUGGUAACUGGGCCUGCUGUUCCCGACAACAAUGCGAAUAUCAAACCAACGUCUAAACCUGAUGAUGAAACCAUUCCAUCUCCAUCCUCACAGACAAACACUGUCCCUCCACGUCCAUACGAGGAUGUGGAUCUCAAUCCGCCACAAACAAAUGCUGUAGAUACUCCUCCUGCUCCACCACUACCCUGAACUCUGUGACAUGGAAAAACCGCUUCCUCACCAGAAACCACUAACCAGAAGAGAGCAAAAAAAACCCAGCAGACUGUUAACUGCGUUCAGAACAAGCAACCUAAAGGUAAAAACAAUAUGAAAGACACAGUACUGGAGUAACCUAGCAAAGGUUUACAUUUUAGGAUGGAUUGAUUUGAUUCCUACAGCUUUGUCAAUUAGCUCCUUGAACAAAAGAAAAAAAACAAAAAAAAAAAAAAAACACUUCCUUCGCUUAAGAUUAAUAAAGUAGAUUACUCUGCCUCAUUAAGGCAAAUACUCACUUUAACACACUGAUUGUCUCUGCUAAGGCCUUUUUUUCAUUUGGACCAGCGUUUUAAAAUAAGGACAUGUAGAUCUGCAAAUACAAAAAUGCUCUGGCUUUAGCAAAAGUUGUUAAUUUAAGAGUAUUUACAUUUAUGAUUGUUUAUUUUGAAGGUUUUCUUUGUCAUGUUGUGGUCCAUCAUUAAAUGGCUGCAUUGCAGUAUUAAAUGCUCCAGUUUUAGUUUUAGAUUGAUAUUGGAGAGACUGUGAGUGUGUAGGAUGCCAUUUCCUCUUAUUCUCUGCUCAUGGAACAGUAAAAGCCUGCAAUCCUCUAGCUGAACGUGCACAUAAAAUCACAAUGAGGUGUGUUUGUGUGUGAGACAGAGGGUCCAAGAAUGUGUAUCUAAGUGUGAUGGAGAGGCAGAGAAACACUGAGAAACCGGGGGAGAGAGAGCAAAGCAUCACUGAAACUGUUAAGUGAGUUACUGCAGUGGCACAUGCUACAGCAUCUGAUCGCUUCUCUGAGCAGCAAACAACCUGUGAUCUACAACCCGGCCAGCCCAACUGCAGUACGCAUCCCCUUUUACCGUCACCCAAUUCUGACAGUGUCAUAAUUCUAACAAAAGGUUUAGGUCUUUUUUUUCUUAAAUGAAAACUAAAUUGACUGCAAUAAGAAAAUGAAUUUGAACCUAAAUUAGGACUGGACCUAACAAUUCAAAUACUAGUAUUGUUAUGUUGGCAUUAAAUUGCUCUAUUUAGCACCCAAAAGCUGUCUUAAGAAACAAAAACUGUAACCUGAAAUAAAUUUGAUCAGAAAUGCAUUUAGGUAGAACGGCUACUGUUGUAUAUAAGAAAAGAUUUCACACAUACCAAAUAUAGGAAUUUUAGUUUGGAAUACAUUAUAAAUUUAUUACAGGCAUCCAUGUCACCUUGCUCAAGAGUGUCAUGUGUCCAGUCAGAACCCAGCUCAGUUGCAUAACAGCUACAGGUAGACUUACAUGUCUUUUUUCUAAUUUAACUUUUUUAUAGCAGGUUUAAAACUAGACAGGACAAAGAUCAGGUCUGUGAAAAGUCUGCAACUAUAAGAACAUUUAGAAUAUAGAUAUUCAAGUUAUUUUUGUCACAACUAGAGAUUAUUUAGUUUUAGAUUUUAAAUAUAUUUUUCCUUUUCUAAAUGAAAGGUAUCAAAAAGGUAAAUGUAAAACGGGUCGUUUGUUUAAUACUGCAUCUAUUUUAAGUCUCACCGACCGAGUGACCAAAUGGCAUACCAGUAUCAGAUUUAGCUUUUUUCUUCUUGUAUAUUAAAAAAAAACCCUCCAAAAUCUUGUAGAGCUUGUGCCCAUAUGGUGCACAAAAAAGGAAAUGCCACAGCGGAAUAGGAAAUGAACCACAAGACUAUUUCAGUGGUUUCACUUGUACUGGAACAAAAGUUUAGUUACCAUAGAAAAAGCCUAUGGCAACCUCAACAGUUUCUGUACUAUGGCAGCUGGACACAAUCACUCUGAACUGCUUCAAAAUUAGACUCUAGAACCUGCUGCACAUGUGAACAGUAAACUAGGCAAUGCUGGAUGUACAAUGUGAAUAAUGUGGUCUAGAAGCUGAUGACUGUUUCUAAAGCAUCACAGCAGCACAAAAAGCAACACAGUGCCAGUAAAGACAUCAUGAAAAAACUUGUGAGUUGAAGUGUUGUUCACACGUCUGCUGGUGCUACCACACUUAUGAUGCCUGGUGCAUCACUUGGCUGGAGUAAAUCAUUCUCAGUACAAGAGCAAACCAGGAAAGCAGGUUAAUGUAAUGUAUGACAUUUCUCUGUAAAUAUACCCAGUUAAAAUACAGACAAAUUAGAUCAGACGUAAAACCCUUUAUUUAAAAAAACAAAAACAAAACAACAACAACAACAACAAAAAAAACAACAACAGGAAGCUGUUAGAUCCCAAGCAAGAUCACAUGUGGACAACAAGAUGAUAUUUUAUUGUUAUUGUGAUAUAAAAUAGGCUUUUCUGAGCAUAUUGUGGAUAUCAUCAGUACUCAAAAGAACACUGAACAACAGCAUGUUUUUUAUAAAUAAAAAAAUCAUUAGUUACACUGGAUUUAGCGCAGUGCAUUAUGUGAAAUGGCGAAUAAAAAUGAUUGUACCCAGA